Molecule: messenger RNA, 995 nt
Organism: Daphnia pulex (common water flea)
Lineage: Eukaryota; Metazoa; Arthropoda; Branchiopoda; Diplostraca; Daphniidae
Exons: 4
Coding region: 109-837 (242 amino acids)
Source: RefSeq, a predicted model, not a curated record
AUAGAAUUUACUGAACGAUAGGGGGAUGAAAGCUGCUUGCGUAUAAAUACGGUAAGACGGCCAAGAAAUCAAGAGUUCACCUUCAACCCUCAGACGCGCUCAACAAAAAUGAAAUUGCUGCUGUCGUUCUUGCUACUUUGCUUGGCCUGCCUGGCCACCGGCGUCAGGCCGCCGAUGCCGUACGCCCGUCAAGCUCGGGCCCGCUACGUCCCGUUGUUUUACGCCAACGGAAUUCCGGCCGGCUACGAUUUCUUCAACGACGACAGCAAGGCUGAAGAGAUCCUGCCGAGGAACAACAUCAACGACACGCCAUUGGGUCGCCUGUUCGGUAACAUUCUCUCGCCCAUUUCCAAUUUAAUUACCAGGACGUCGACGACGACCGUAGUGGCCGUGACGACCGUCACAUCGGCGGCGUAUGUCACCUGCAUCCCGUUGGCCGAGUUCUCGAUUGUCGCACCAGCCGUUGUAGAUCCGCCAACACCUGCCGUUCUCGCCACUACGGCCUGCGCCCGCCGCCGUCGCGACGUCUCGGCUCUUUUGGGUGAAACCGUCGACAUCAUCCAACCAGCUCUACCAUUGCCAAUGGAGACCAGUGUGAUCCUUGAUACUCCGCUGAUGCAAGACCAGCCGGAACUGGCGUCUUCCAAAUCGGACGAAGAAGUUGUGGAGAAGGCGGAAAUCCGUCUAGGAAGUCCUCCGGUCACGACCACCAAGCUGGUGACCGUUUCUUCCACGUCUUUCGUAUUUGUUCCUCAGACCAUCACGUCCACUAAAGAAUUAACCGGGGCUGCCGGUCUGAAAUGCCUUCCGUCCGGAUUCCUCGCCUGUGCCGCUUAAAUGUCAUUUUCAACUCAGGAAUAACCAACUUUUUUCUCAUUUAAAUUUCGAUUGAUUUUUAUUCGGGUGGCUCAAUGAAAAAAAAAAUUUCAGGUUUUUGUGUCCUCUUGAUUUCCCUUUUGAAUGUGUGACGAUGAAUACAAGAAUAAGUUAUAUAA